Molecule: messenger RNA, 4576 nt
Organism: Strongylocentrotus purpuratus (purple sea urchin)
Lineage: Eukaryota; Metazoa; Echinodermata; Echinoidea; Camarodonta; Strongylocentrotidae
Product: leucine-rich repeat extensin-like protein 3
Exons: 4
Coding region: 167-823 (218 amino acids)
Source: RefSeq, a predicted model, not a curated record
CCUUUUCUCUCUAUCACAGGAAACAAGUGACGAAUUAAGGAGACGCUUGGAUUAAGUUGGAUUACCUCUUUUGACAAUCAGUGAGAGAGAGAGAUAGAGGAACAAAAGUCAUUAACCAGAUUGUGAUUAGGACUUCAUUUUCUGAGGAAAAAAGAGGUCAACAAACAUGGAGUAUUAUUUUUACAUAUUGGUUGUAGUAGCCCUAUUCCUAAAGCUUGGUCUCUACUUCUGCUGGUAUCACAUGCGACGUCGAGCUGCACUAGCUAGGGAGGUUCACAUUGUAAUGCCAGACGGAACCACAAGACGAGCCGUGGUAACGGGACGCUCAUCACGGGGUAGAAGCAGACGAGAGGACAGACAGAUCCUAGCCCAUGCAGACACACUCCAGCACAGUGAGAACCAAGGCUUUGAGGAGAGACCUGCCUACCCCCACGUCAUGACCGGAGACGCUCCAGUAGGGGCUUUCCCUGAACCUCCUCCAUACGCAGGUAUAAUAGGAGGCAUGGGACAAAGCACUGAAUGGAAGCUACCCAAAUAUGAGGAUCUACCUCCACCAUAUGUGAACCCAACCCCUACUGAAACAGGUCGCAGUGCCUCAGAGAUUACCACAGUGCCUAUGCCAUCAUCACCAUCAGCACCACCACCAUCAUCGAUGCCGGUAACAGAUACCACUCAAUCCUGUUACCCUCCCCCUCCUGCCCCAUCAUCCCCUCCACCACCCCACUAUACAAUAUCAGCCACGCCAACCUUAGAUGAACAACGAGCGCAACAAACCACAGACCACACAUCCUUACGAUCACCAGCAGAGUUUCAGAACUCAUGAAUAGGUUGCUGAACAUUACUCUUAUCUUUCCUUCUUUUCUUUUUUGUCAUGGUGUGUAAUUUUAUAGUCUUUUUGUUGAUCAUUUUCAUGAAGAAAUUUGGGUCAGGGAUUCAAAUUGAAGUUCAGUACAUCACAUCCCUCAAAGUUAGCAGUGUAAAGCUGUAUCAUGAGGGCCACACCUGUACAGUUAAUGGGUGAAAACUCCUGUUGCCUCUGGUAGGCAAAUAGACACAGGAUUUCUUUUGUUGAAAAGCCAGCAUGAUAUUAUGUUAUGUCUGCUAGAUACUCAUUCAUGCACAAGCCAUUGUUCAGUACAUUGUUUGUGCGUGUGUUUGGAAUAAAGGUAACUGGGGGGUUCUUGCUCAUGUCGGGAGAAAUCAUGUUGUUUGAAGAAAAAAUAUAUACAGAACAGGAUCACUGAACCAUCGCAGCCAUGUUAUUCCUCAGCCAGAUAAUGCCCUGCAAAUUUUUAAACAGAGAUACAUGCUGAUGUCUGGAAAUGAUUUAUAUUACUGAGGUCCAUAAAUGGGUGUAUUACAAUCUCAGUAUUACAUUCUUUGUAUUUGCAUAGUGUUGUUGAUCACAUGGAGCCAUACAGUAUGUUGAGAUUAUUGGUAUUGAAUCUUUGUAGGAAUUUGGUAGUCAAAUUGGCAAGGUUGUGGUCAUGUUUGUUUAAUAAUAAUAAUAAUAAUGAAUGUUAUUUGUAUAGUGCAUAUCACUAACACAAAGAAAGUCCCUAUGCGCUUGUUUGUAUGAGAUCAUUCAGACUAGCUACAUUUCUGCUUCCUUAUCUGAACAAAUUUAAAGUAAGAUUUGUGUGCAGUCAAAGCUGCUGAAAUCAACUGCUUUUCUUUCAUUAUCUUUCUCAGUCAGACCUGCCUUUAACAGUGACCACGUGUAUAUAAAAACCUCAUUUCUUGUUUCUUUUUAAUUGGUCUUUCUACACUCAUGUAAAUGCAUAAAUCUGAAUGUAUAAUGGCUGUAAAAAAUUUCUUUUACGUAAUAUGUAGCUUAAGCAUGUGAAAUUUGUUUAUAAAAGACUUGUUUUUUGUUUGCCUGUACUCAUAGCCAAGUACUUAUCUCUCUAUUUGUUUUACCGGUAAGCGAUGUUUAGUAACACUUUUCUAUUGUCUCAAUCUGUUACUGUGUUUUUCAUAACUUUCCUACAUGUCUCAAGUGAUGUCACAUUUAAAUGCCAUUGGCAUUGCACAAUGCAAUACCGGCUCACCAAAUGUGAGUUAAUCAAAAACAACAUGUCAUUUCAAGAACAUUUGAAGAACACUGUACACACAGUCAACUAUUUGCAUUUCAGAACAGAUGGUCGGUGCAUCAUAACAAGUUCAUGGUAAACAUCUCUAAGUGGAAACAGUCACAAAUCAGAAAACAUGUAUUGACCAGGAAUGAUGAUCAUGGUUUGCUUGAUUUCCUUCAGUUUAAUGAUGUUAUUUUUGCCUUAAACUGAAGAGAAAAGAAUAAGUGCAACAAGUGAAUAUUUAUAGUAAUAUAUAAUGACAUGUUAUCAAAAGGUGUGUGUUUCUAAUCUAUCAUGGUUUUAAUUCUAAUUUAUGUGAAGAUUGAGAAUAUUGCAUUUGAUUAUAGCCUUGUUCUUGAGGUAAAGUCACGAUUUGUGAGAAAUGAUAUGAACAAAGAUUUCCUCAGCAUUAUCAAACAAAUAUUUCUAAGUCAUCCCUUCGCUUCCGCCUACUUAAUACAUCUCAACAUAAAUUUGUAGUUUAUAAAUUUUCAGGCAAAGUCUGUGUCAAACAAGGAAAUCUUUAUUUAGACACUAUAUCAUCAUCUUAUUUUCAAAUUGUUGCACCUUGCUUUCUUCUUCACAGAUUUGUCUUUAGAUUUUACUAACAUAUUUUAAAAUUGCAUUGUUUCUUUAAAAUGGUUUACAUUUAGUUUGGGGAUGUUAUAUUGAAACUUGUACAUUAUUUCAUCGGAAUUCUUUUAUUUUCUUAGUCUUUGUGCAUUUCCUUUUCUUUUCUGAUCUUUGUAUCAAUACUAAUUGAUGAUUCUUCAAUUAUGAUAUCCUGUGUUUAAAUUUAAUAAGUUCAUAGUUUUAUAUAUUUUUUAAAGAUGAAGUGUAAUUUUUGUAAACAUGUUUGUAAAUAUGGAAAUAAUGUGCCACUUGUGGCAAUAAAUAUACAUGUAAUUGAUGUAUGUCUAUGUAUUAAUUGAAAUGCUAUGUCCUUUAACUCAUUUUCAGUAUAUUCCACAUGGUAUAUGAAUGGUUUGCUCCCACAGGCAUUUGGGGGAAAUACCAGUAUACUUCUAUUCUCUGCCAUUUCAUGUAUAUUUUUCCUUUUCAAUUCCAUUCACAAUGUCCAUGAAUACAUGUGGGGUAUGUUGGUUGCUUAUGGAAGCUUGACAUUGCAUUAGUGAAAGAAAAUGAACUGUGUACUAAAAGUCACUGUACUUUUACUCAAAAGUUUGAAAGGGUAGUAGGCUUAUAUAUUUCAAUGUUGAUGCCAGACAAAAUGCAGGUACAUCAUAUUAAUGAUUCCUGGUUUGUGCCAACAAACUUAUGAAAGUUAAAACCUUCAUAACUCAAUAAUGAAUGCUCAUUUUUUUAACCACCAGUAUAAAUUUCUAUGACCUUCAUACAUAAUACAUGUAGGUGUAUCACGGCCUUAAGUGUUUGACACUAAUAUGUGUAAUAUGCAAGUCUUUACAUUGUAUGUAUUGCUAUUCACAUAAAUCGCAUAACUGUCCAUGACAAGUAAUGUACAGAGAAAAAAAGAACCUUAAAUUAUUGCUUUGACAUAUCGUGCAAAUCCAAACUGCUUGCAUUCUACAAUGUCUUGUCAGUUUACUCAAUAUAUCUAAGUAUACCAAGUGAAUAAUAAUGCUCUUGGAGUAAUGAAAAAAUCUUCUCAUUAAAAUGUUGUUUUGCUGUCCAGAACAAGAAGAAUACAUUAUAUUGAUUGUUCCUGCAAUUUGAAUUCAGUUGUGUUUUCAAGCCAGGUUUCAUUUAUAGAGACAUAUGACAUUUCUUUAGCCUCUUGUCAUUUAUGUACAAUGUACAAAACAAAGUCCAUUACAUUGAGGAUCUACUCACAAAGAUGAUUUAAACUCCAAACAAUAGUCCAAAAAGAUCAAAAAACAAUUGUUUGGGGGGGGGGGUGUGGUUUUUUCCCCCUUAAAUAAGGAUGUAGACCAAGAUUUGUUAAUUUAAAGAGAGAAGAAAAACAGAGUAAGGGCUAGAGCAGAUUUGUUGAGCAUUUUUCCCUCAGAGUUUGAUUGUUUUUUUCAUUGUAAAUUUGCCCAGCUGUGGCCAUCCAUAUUACAUUUAAAACAUUUAAAACAUUGGACAAGUGGGAUUAAACAACCAUUGUGUUUCUGCCUACGGUAUAUGUACAUUCCAGUAGGUAUGACAUUCUUCAUGAGUAACAGAGUCUUCAAGAUCAAUUAAUGUUUUAUGUCGAGCAGGCUGUGGUUGUCUGGGUACCGAGUAGUCUAUUCUUAGGCAAUAAUAGACAACAUGACGACACAGGAAAUGUGAUUAGCGUCACCCAUUCGUAGAUCAUACAUCACCUACAUAGCAGAAUGCAUCGGGGUAGUGCCAUGUAGACGCAAGAUUAAGGGUUUGGGAAGGGGCUAGAUUAGCCUGUAUGGUUUGAUAUUAUAAUGUUAUAAUAUUUUAUUAUUUUGAAUACAAAUGAGCGCCAUACAUGUAUGUGCACAGUCUUCCCAUCAUGGUGUGUAUACACUAUGAUAUACAUUUACUUUGUGUUUUAAAAGCCUGUG